GAGGAUCGCUUCUUCUGAGAAAUGCUAACAUAGCCAACUUCAAAGCUUCUCAUAGGCCAAUUCAUAUCAUCAGCAAUCCAGGGUUUAAAUACAUCAUUGAGGGAGUUAUAUUAACCUGAGUCACGGCGCACCGUCUAUGGCCCGUGACGGAACGGGCAAAAACGGUGAGGGAGGAGCGACCUUCUCAAAUUGAACAGUAAUCGGUGCCGCUUUAUCAUGUCGUCAACAAGGCAGCAUGAUGCACCGUCCAGAAUAAUAAAACAUAUUUUCCAUGAAGGUGCCUAGGCUACAUAGCCUAGCCUAGGCUACAUCACUUUUGUGUUGAGCCACAUGUGAUGCAUUAUAUUGACCAGUAAAUAACAAUGAAAAUAAAUGUUUUAGGCAGUCGGAGGAAGCAAGACCAGGUGGGACCAUUCUGAUCUAGCCAAUGAGAGGCAGAUAAACCUGACAACAGGAACAACUCCGAUAUAAAGGGUUUUUUUUCGUCAAAAUUGCUGGGAUGUCACGUGUCCUACUUAUAUCAGUGCACUCAUAGCAACAUGAGCAUUUCGAAACUUCUAAUCGAUAAAAUAAACCACACGUAGCAAAUAAACCAUGCAUCUUUUUUUGUUAACCAAAUUCGACACAUUGACCUCUAUACAAAAACACGCCACCUGCCGAAGGCAGAUUUUGGGCACAGUUAUCCCUCUUCUCUGUUUGAGCCGAUUUCGCCGUGGGCUUUGAACGCGACACGUGGCUCACCCGGUAGGCAUUCCCGUAACACAACUGUUUAUUUUUUAUUUUUAACCCGGUGUAAACUCCUCUCACCGGUGUAAUCGAAUUCCCUCAGUGGCGGUAGGAUGAGAGGAUCAAAGUGCCACAACAACGACUACAAUUUUUUUCUACGUAGCUGUCCACAUUUAAGUUUUGUAAGUGAUUUGAGCAAAGUCGGUGGAUUUGAGGUCCAUUGUAGUUUCGUGCAAAUUGUUUCUAUAGCUUUUCCCAGCCCCGGUUUUGUAUAGUGAUGUCGUUUUCAAAGGCCACUACUUUAAACGGUUUGAUUUUUUUUUUAAACACAGCCGAACUGGAUCUACCAAUGCCAAACCCUAUGGACGACCGUCUGCGCGUGGUGGCCGUGAUACAUGCUUUGAAAGCAUCUGGUGUUCGCGUGAAAAAUUGGAAGAACCUCUUCAAUGGGCCAUACACGAGUGGCCCUGUCAGACCGAUGGAUGUCUUUCAGGAGAACCAAUCUCAAUUUGCCUUUGGUCGGGACCUGAUCUUGCUGCCCCAGUGCCAUUUAACUGAUAUGAGUGGGACAGUGCCAAAGUUCUUGGUGGAUGCCUGUGAAUUUUUAUCCCAGCAUCUUCAUACUGAAGGGCUGUUUCGAAAGACGGGGUCGUUGAGUCGGAUCCGUGCUUUGAAGGCUGGCCUGGAGCAGGGGGAGCCAGUCUUUUCUCUGCCACAUUCAGCCACUCUGCAGUCCUGUGAUGUGGCGUCUCUUGUGAAGCAGUUCUUACGGGAGUUGCCCUCUCCCCUCAUCCCUAUGGAUCUACAGGUGCCACUGUGCUGUGCACAGGGCUUAGAGGAGGAGGGGGGCCAGGAGCAGGGUAAAGAUGGAGUCACUCUUCUUCUUACAGCCCUGUUCCCUCUUUCUCAUUCACGGGCCCUCCGAUACUUCUGCACUUUCCUGAGACAGACAGCUCAAAGAUGUGAAGAGAAUCGUAUGGAAGUGGGCAAUCUGGCCCUUGUGAUUGCACCUAAUUUGCUACAUUGUCCAGCUGGGGGCUCUAAACUGACCGCAAGCACAGAGAGACAACUGGAUAGACAAGCAGCAGUGAUCAAGACGCUCAUAAUACAUGCAGAUCGUAUCGGUGUCGUUCCCCCUUCUAUUAUGGACAUGGCAACUGUAGCAGAGUCGGGUGAAUCCACUACACCCCCAGUUGACGGAGGGAGGUUUCAGGAGAGGGCAGGACUUGGUGUGUAUAGAAGUUUAAGACGUCAAAGGAGGCGCAGUGUUGGAGAGAUAUUUGUGGAUGCUCUCAGUAAAUUCAAGACAGGCCGCACACACACUGGCCCUUCACAUCCCACAGACGGCCAGCAAAAUACAAAGACAUCUCACCACACCACACCUCAAUCACCAGUCACAUCCAAACGAAAAUCGAGCGAAGAGACUGUCCCUGAUGUAGAGGGCUCUGCUAAAAAAAGACGCUCUAUCCAUGACCUAAGAGAAGACAACCAAUCCAUCAGCAAACUACACUCAAAUGAUUCCGAGUCGGCAGUCGGCCAAAGCCCUUCCAGUACUCACACCUCUGUCCUGAGUGUAGUGGAGGGCAGUAGGGAGCGGGAGAUGUCUGUCACUCUCAGUGCCUCAGAGAAGAGGAGGAAUCACAAAAAAUAUCAUAAAACAUCAAACAAGCAUCCGGUGCAAGAUGACAAGGCUCAUCGAAGGAGAUCUCUCAGAUUCUUCAACAUGCCAAGCUGGAGCAGCCCUAACUCUUCCCCCACACCCAUUGGGAAUGACACUGAGAAUUGGAUCAUGGGCAGUAGGACGGUAUCUGAUGGUAUGACUGAAGCAUCCAGCUCUGAGGCUAGACUGUACAGGAUUCCUGUCAAAAUGAUUGAUGGCCCUGGACGAGUUCUAGUGGGGAAUGCGAUGGAGGCUAAACCUGAUCUGCUGAACUACAGCUUUGCUGAAAAUCUUGAUGACUUCCUGGAUCUCGCGACAUUGGACUCGCCUACCGGGACAGAAGAUGGGGUUUCACAUGAAUGCUCUGGGCUCAAGUUGGAAAAGGAGACAAUAGAGGAAACAGCUUCAUACUGUCUAACUAACAGUGUAUUUAGGAGUCCGGAGCAGGUUGGGAUAAAAGAAGAGAUGGGUCUAAGUAAGAAGCUGUCAACAGUGGAUAUGUCUGACAGGGUUGGUCAGAAGCCCCGUCGCCCUCGUCGCUCCAUCAGUAUGCCAGAGGUGACAUUGGACCAACUGAGGAUUCAAGAUGAAAUAGACAAGAAGGAGAAAACAGAGAAAGACGAUGGCGUCUUUGAGUACACUUGGGUUAUGGUAGAGGAACCCCAACAAGCCAGAACCAGAACUGUGGUAGAUGAAGGGCUGGGUAGAGGAAUGGAUGAAGCAGAAGAGUUGGAAGAAAAACCAUUGGUGAAGAAAGAGAAGAUGACAGAGUCAGGACUCAGGUUUAAGAGGACACACCAGCGCCUGUCUUUAGCAGAGCAGCUCAGGCGUUUCAAUGCUCUGGCAACACUGCUCCGUAGCUCCAGGUUUCCUCCCCAGCCCCCUGAACCCCAGCUCAACGAUGUCCUGCAUGAGAGUCAGCGGGAAGGGGGUCAGAGGAGCGUUGUACGUCGACAGGGAGAAAGGCGGUUUGGACGCUCCAUCAGUCACGAUGGUGUUCCCGGAUCUUUUCCAGGACAAGUUCCUAAAAAUCAGCAGGAUGAGCCAGGGGUUUUUCAAAGCCCCAGUGAGACAGUUCUAUGUUCACCACCAAAGCCAACUCUAAGUCUUUAUCAAUUUGCCCAAGGGGGGCAGAAUGAAAUCCAACAUACUCCAGAUCCUCAACUACAACAGGAUAACCCCUUGCAAACCCUCCAGUAUUUGUGUACUCCUCCAUCACUAAAUCCAAAGUUGAACCAGGAAUCUCACCAAAGGCAAUUUAACAAAUCACAACUGCAUCUCAGGGAAAGCCAACUGAAACUGUUGGAGGAACAAUACACAGAGUCAGGUCUGCAUGACCUGCUGGAGAUGCACUUGAAUAUAUGUGAUCCAAUGGAGGAGCAAGGGCAAUACCUUACAGUUCCAAUGCAGUUUGAUAGACCGUCUCAGACAGACACUAUCUUAGAUGUUCUACCUCAGACCAUGGUCCCCCUACAGCAGAAGCCCGAAACUACUGAAGUCAAACUUCCUCUCCCUUUUCCUUUAACCCCUCCUCUCUCUCAAACAGAAACAUGCUCUCCCAGUCCCAGUAUACCCUCUUCCACAACGAUAGACAGAACAUCAUCAACUGUCACGGCUUUUGACUUUAUAGAGGUCGACAGAGGGGUCAGUGAGAGGGAUGGGUGUUCUCUUCCUGUGGAAUUAUCUCCACCUCGAGUCUUGCAGUUCAGUCACCCGGCCACCAGGAGAGGCUACAGAGAUUCACCUCGCUGGCCUAUCCAUGAUAUUAGCAUUGCCACAGGGGACCCCGUUCAUAUAUACCUUGGUGCAGGGGAACCUGUGCAGAUCUGACAUGUACAGGAUAUACAAAGUGGUUCUCUGUUUGUAGUGCUUUGGUUUUGACUAUUAGGGUUUUAAAAUGGGAAAAUAAAACCACACAAAGAAUGGCAUCUGUUGCUUGAUUUAAUUGUGCCAAGUUAUAUUCUCAUUUUUAUUUUAUGAUGUUUUCAUGAGGUUGUUUUUAUUAGUCUCUGUUAUGUUUUGUUAUUAUUGUGUCCGAAGUUGCAUUUGACAUCUCAGACUAUAUUUAAUUUGCUUAAUCU
Molecule: messenger RNA, 4467 nt
Organism: Salvelinus fontinalis (brook trout)
Lineage: Eukaryota; Metazoa; Chordata; Actinopteri; Salmoniformes; Salmonidae
Exons: 13
Coding region: 1004-4216 (1070 amino acids)
Biological process (GO): signal transduction
Source: RefSeq, a predicted model, not a curated record